GCUCUUCCAUUCGUCAUGAGGCCUCGUAAGAAAAGGGAAAGAAGAAAAAGGAAAGAGAGAGGCAGAGGGGACUCGGGCGAAGGAGGGAAAUAAAAGGAAAGGAAGAAAGAGAGGGAAGGGGAAAAAAAAAAUCAAACGUGCAAGUCAUAUCGAAUAUCAUUAAAUUCUUCCAAUCAGGUUUAGAAAUGAAGACUAAAUUUUCUUAAUCAAGGAAGGAAAAUAUAAGGAAAGAAACUGGCGUGGAAAGGAGAAAGAAGGAUAAAUGUGAGGGAAAGAGGGAAAAAUAUGCAAGUAAGCGAGGGAAAUUGAAAGGAAAGUUAAGAAAAAUAUCCUCACCCAUGAAAACGUAAUUGAGGAAGCAAGAAAAAAAAAUUGAUAUGAGAAGAGAGUGAUAACUUUUUUAAUAAAGAGACGAAAGGAAGAGGAAAGGAAAAAAAAGAGAAAGAAAAUAAAAAGAAAGCAAAGAAAAAAUAAGAAAGGGAUGUGACUUAGAGGGAAAAACAAGCAGCAGACACACACGAGCAUAAUCACAAAACGAAAAUACAACACCAUACCAAUACUAUCUACAGAAAACACGUCACGCAAAGAUAGCUAAAGUGCAGGAAAAUAAACAAACCACGAGGAAGCACACACACUUACACUUACAACUACACCCACACUCACACUCACACACCCACGCCAACCCCGCCCCGUCCCACCACAACACGAUCCCCUCGCGGGUUCACAAGGAGGCAAGCUGUCACGCCCAGCACCUCGACGUUCCUCCCGCCGCCGCCCGCCCCCGCCGCCACCGCCGCUACCUCCCCAGGCCAAGAUAGCGCCCACGCCACGCCAGGACGCGGCCCGGGGCUCCAGCAUGACCAUGGACGACAUCAAGGACUCGGCAACUUCGCCAAUCAUUGCCCAAAGUCCGCCGCCACAGAUUGGUCAACAAAACAGCGAAGGGUUUAAUCUGAAGCGGGCUGGCGAGCGUCUCCGAGCGGCGGCCGCCCUAUAUAAUUACACCAGCACCGACAGCCCGGGCCUCUGUGCCUUCAUCCUCACCCUCAUCUCCUAUCUCCUUAUUGUUGCUACUUUCCCCUUCUCGCUAUGUCUCUGUAUCAAGGUGGUGCAGGAGUACGAGAGGGCCGUCAUCUUUCGCCUCGGUCGCCUGCUAAAGGGCGGCGCAAAGGGGCCCGGUAUCUUCUUCAUCGUUCCCUGCAUCGACUCCUACAGGAAGGUCGACCUGCGUACCGUAUCCUUCGACGUGCCGCCACAGGAGGUGCUGACACACGACUCGGUCACCGUGGCAGUGGACGGCGUCAUUUACUUCUCCAUCAAGGAUGCUCUCAGGGUUGUUACCGCUGUGGCAGACUACAGCCACUCCACCCGCCUGUUGGCCGCCACCACCUUGCGCAACGUGCUGGGUACUCGCAACCUGGCUGAGAUCCUGAGCGAGCGAGAGUCGAUCUCCGCCACCAUGCAGAGUUCGCUGGACGACGCCACCGAUCCCUGGGGCGUCAAGGUGGAGCGCGUCGAGAUCAAGGACGUGAGGCUCCCGGUGCAGUUGCAGCGAGCCAUGGCCGCCGAGGCCGAGGCAGCGCGAGAGGCCCGAGCCAAGGUGAUCGCCGCCGAGGGUGAACAGCGAGCCUCCAGGGCACUCAAGGAAGCUGCAGAGGUCAUCAACGAGUCUCCAGCAGCUCUUCAGCUGCGCUACAUGCAGACACUCAACGCCAUCAGCGCUGAGAAGAACUCCACCAUCAUCUUCCCUCUGCCCAUCGAUCUCCUUUCCCAGUACAUGAAAAAUGGUAACAGCAAGAAUGGGAAGAAUGUGAAGAGCAAGAAGGACCUGCUCUCUGAUGAUGAAUAGGGAACACUUGGCACUUCACGAUACACAAGAGACACCACCCUCAAGAGUACUGCCACACUAGCCUUGAGUUAGGAUCAAGUAGUGUUGUAGACUUUUGAAUCUGAGCUGUACAUUCCUAAGCCCUUUUUUUCAUGCAACUCACACAUGAAAUUUUAAUAUUUCCUGAGCAAUGAGUUUGGGGUCCUCCUCUUGGUCUGGCAGCUGCCCUUUCCUCUUUAUCUUAUGCCCCUUUUACUUAUUUCAACUGGGAUUCCUGCUUCUUGGGACCUCUGAGGGACCACCCUAGACGAGUUUUGUUCCUCGCAGGGAAAGUGAAUUUUUACCAGAGGAACGAUCAGCAGCCUUGCACAGAGACCAAGCUGGGCAGGGAACCCCAUGGACUGCUUGUCCCUUUGUAGGUUGCUGUAGUGAAGCUCAGGAACCCUUGCGGCUCCUCCCCCACCACAGCCAAGCUGUAUUUCAACUUCCCAGUGGCAUCCAUGAUCUGGCUGACACCCAGACUUACACCUACACAUUGCAGGUCUCACCUGAGCUGAUUAGGUCAGCCAGGUGGGUCUGUUGGUUGCAGUCUGUAAGUUGUCAGUCAAUAUAUAUAUAUAUAUAUAUAUAUAUAUAUAUAUAUAUAUAUAUAUAUAUAUAUAUAUAUAUAUAUAUAUAUAUAUAUAUAUAUAUAUAUAUACAAAAAAAUAAUGAACAAAGUUAUUUUUCAUCAGGAGAAAUUCAUGUUUCUCAAUGAGUAGGUGCUGGGAGCAGCUGUUGGGUGUCCUAGGGCAGUGACACUAGCAGGCUGGUCUUUCUUGUGUAUCCUGAAGAGUGCCAGGGCAGCACGGCGCCUUGCGUGGGCCCGCCAGUUGCUGACACUGGGCAAAGAAUCAGUCAGGUGCCAUUUAAUGCAGGAAUCACAAGUAAAACCAUAGCAUUUAAUUUGAAAAAUAAUUUCAUCAUACCGAGCCCAGUUGGUGGGCACCACGCAACUGACACGCCGCCCACUCCUAGCUAAUGAGAACUAAAGGAUUGCUCCUGAUAAUCAACCAUAAGUUUAUUUCUUCUAAGAGUGGACUCACCACCUCCACCACCACCAACAAACGUUUUGGUACCUCUCCUUUCAUUGAGAGUGGAGCAGGUGACAUGGAGUUGUGUUGAUUAUAUAUGCCUACAAAAUGCAAGCCUGGAAGGAUAGCUCUGAAGCCAGCUCAAACAGGACAUGGUCAUGAAAGUGUUCCAGUAAAGGGAACAAAAACACCUGACCCAAUUUAUUUGGGCAUUAAAUGAGGCAUACAGCACCUGUGUUCUAACUGCACAGCUCGGCUGCACCAGUGCCCCACCUUCAGGAAACGUUUCUUGGUUCUGGCUGGAUCCACUGCCACUCUGUGCAUAUCAGCCACACCCUUGGUGCCCUGCCCCUGCGUGGUGCCUGGUGCACUGCUACUGUUGCCAACAUCAAGCACACAUUAGGUGGACUCAUGCUGUAGUCUGCUACAGAUGUGACACCAUCUCAGCAUCUUUGGAUGCUACAGUUCAUGCCAUGGCAGUGGAGGCAGUGAUGGAACACUAGGGCUGCCAGUAGGGGUAAGGCAGCAGCCAGUAUACUGUUGCCAGCCAGAGCAUCUCACUGCUGCUGAAAAGGACCAGGUCAACUUGCGUUUGUGUGGAAGUGUGUCAUGUUGCCUAAACAUCAAAAGAAUCUCCCAGCAGUGUGGUGGUCUGGCUAGAGUUUGAAAUUUUAUGUUGCACUUUCUUGAUAUUAUAUCGUAUAUGAAUAUAUGAAUAUAUAAAUAUAUAUUAUGUAGCACUAUAGCAAUAAUACACGAGAGCUUUGUUCUAAAGCAUUGAAGAUCCACCUGACCUGGCCUCAUCAGAGCCUACAAAAGUAAAUAUCAAAAUUCAUCAUACUUUAAAAUUCACUGCAGCAGCAGCAGUUUUUGAAAACUAAAUGCUUGCCACCAUGAUUCUAUCUGAUUCUUGUGGCUUACAAACUGCCUCGCAGGUUCCAAAUUAAAGCCAAAACUCUAUGCAUUCCCCCUCACGCAGACCAUGCCUCUCACCCCACCCACAAGGCUGAGGUAAGGGGCCUCAGACAGCAGGGAAGAUAACAACAACUUGAUUCAGUUACCCCUCAUGUAGACCAUGCCUCUCUCCCCCACAGGCUGGGGUAGAGGCCCCUGGACAACACGGAGGAUAAUAACAACUUGACUCAGUUCUUCCAAAACCCCAUCAGCUGCUCCUUGGUGCCUGCCCUGCCAGGAGCUGUCCGAUGUGGAGGUCGUCUUGGAGACAGUCCAGUCUUCCAGUUUGUUGUUGUCUCACCUUAGUUUGCCAGGGCACCCUCUACCCUGCCAAGGAUGAGGUACACCCAAUGAGUGGGAAUGAGAAGGCAAUCAAUCUCCUAGCAUGGCAGGCACCUACAACCUGUCCCAACAUGACCAGUGUGUCCUUCCAUUAUAGUAUGGCUGUCCACAAACACAGAUAAUUUACAAAAAACACAUUUUUAUUAAUUUCCUUUGAGGCUAUUACAGAAAACACAAUGUUGGCAACCCAUCACACUCUUUCACUGCCUAUCAUCAUUAUCAAAAGGGUUAUGUGAUGUGCAGUGAUAUCGCCACACAAGGCUGUCUUACUGGCCUGAGUGCAUACCUUGGGACCGUAGCCAUUACUUGAUGGCUAUCUGGGUAUAGUCAUUCCUCCCAAAGACUGUCCAACUCUUAUGUUGAGUUGUACAUAACACAUCUGAGGAGCAUAAUGUUCUUGUAUUAAUCUUUAUACUUAUUAGUUUAAAAGUCAUUGUGUUGUCCCUUUUGUCAUACCUGAAAUGGUACUGUGUGGAUGCCUACACUGCUCUUAUUUUUCCCAUUUCUUGUAGGGUUAUUUAGGAACUUUCACAUUACAUGUUAUCAGUGACUUUUUGCAAGAUUUCAGUGCUGUUGCUGUGUUAUCUUGCCCUGUGGGCUCUCAGCUGCCUGUCUCAUUAAUAUUGCAUAAGAAAGGUCAUAAUAGUGUACUACUCAUGACCCUUGACUAGUUGCCCCAGGAUAAAAUUGUUUACUUCUUUCUACAACAUAGAGUUGUCACAGCUGGGAUAGUUGGUUCUAUGUAGUACUAUAUAUUUUUAAGUUUCUGAGCUUGGGUUUGACAAUAAUCCUCUUUGGCACAUGCAGCUCAGCAGAAAAUACUGUAUUUAUUAUCUAAGCAGAAUGUUUACUAUUAUUGAUUGAGCUCCUACACAACUCUUAGAAAAGCUUCACUCAUUGGUAUCUCCAAAAUCUUUUACAUUAAAUUUUGUUGGUUUUCCUUUAGAUUGCUAAAAAUUAUUAAAUUACUUUAGGGGGAAUUGCCUACUUUUUUGAGAUUUGGCUACACUGCAGUUGGCAACACUUUUCCCCCCUAUCCUUAAAAGUGAAAACCCAUCUGAGUAAUAUAUAUAUAUAUAUAUAUAUAUAUAUAUAUAUAUAUAUAUAUAUAUAUAUAUAUAUAUAUAUAUAUAUAUAUAUAUAUAUAUAUUACUUUUUAAAUCAUGAAACUAAGAAAUUAAGAUUGUCAUUGCUGCAGAUCUAGAUAUUACCAUUGAUAGAAUUUUAAGGUUUUAAUCACUACUACAGAUUUAUUAUUUUGAAAGCUUUAUCAAUGUUCACCUCGCCUUCAUGAUUGCAUAUAAGCUGCACUGCAUUUGCUUGCUUGCUUUCAUAUUUUGGGCAGAAAGAGGUUCAGGUUCAGAAUGUAGGAAACAUGUGCAACUUAAUCUGAGGAAAAUUCAACUUUAUUAUUAGCUACUUUUUUUUAGACUUUGGAGUACAGGCGUUGGGAGCAGCAAGUUACCUCCCUUGCCUCCUCCUGCCCAAAAUAGGAAGGGAUUCACACGUCCAGUUCUGUGUUUCUCUUUCAAUAUUACAAAUAUAUUUGCAAAUCUUGUACACCUUGUUUCACAGAAAUAAAGAAAUUACAUAAA
Portunus trituberculatus (swimming crab) is the source of this 5792-nucleotide messenger RNA. RefSeq names its product band 7 protein AGAP004871-like. The transcript is spliced from 9 exons. The record is from RefSeq and is a predicted model, not a curated record. Gene Ontology annotation, cellular component: plasma membrane. The coding region runs from base 857 to 1849 and encodes 330 amino acids. Lineage: Eukaryota; Metazoa; Arthropoda; Malacostraca; Decapoda; Portunidae.